AUGGACUUCACGCGGAUCGUCGACGCUGCCACCACGCUACGAUCCUUCUACCCAGAGCUUCGACUGCUCUUCCCGACGGCGGCGGUGCUAGCGAAGGCGCUCGAUCUACUCCUAUCGCCCAACGCCGAUCCGGAGGCGCUCCGUCAGCUGUGGCUGUCUCAGACGACUGAGAGCACUGUCGAUACGACAAAGGCCCGCGAUGACUACCGCAAGCUUGCUGCGCUGAAUGAGAAGCGCGGCGCGUGGCUUUACGGUGGCAGGAAGCAGCUCAAGGAAGAGAAGGACGCCAUGCUCCGACACGUCCACAAGCUGCGAUCGCUCCCUUCUCCAGCAUCAUUCGAGCUGCACCUGGCUGAAGAAGCAGGACCAGAGCAACCUGAAGCGAUGGGCGUCGGAGGCGUCGAGUUACAAAGACGACUGGAAGCGCGCAACCAGAGCGAGCAACGACGGGAGCAACGACGGGAGCAACGACGGGAGCAACAGUGCCGACAAUGGUAA
This is a messenger RNA of Phytophthora sojae, 498 nucleotides long. RefSeq lists its product as hypothetical. The coding region runs from base 1 to 498 and encodes 165 amino acids. The transcript has 2 exons. NCBI's taxonomy places the organism in Eukaryota, Oomycota, Peronosporomycetes, Peronosporales, Peronosporaceae. The record is from RefSeq and is a predicted model, not a curated record.